Molecule: messenger RNA, 1022 nt
Organism: Eutrema salsugineum
Lineage: Eukaryota; Viridiplantae; Streptophyta; Magnoliopsida; Brassicales; Brassicaceae
Exons: 1
Coding region: 274-915 (213 amino acids)
Source: RefSeq, a predicted model, not a curated record
AACAAGAGUCAACUGACUAAGCUAAGCGUACGCGUCAGCUACCGGUUUGAAAAGGACAAACCGCAUUUGGUUUUCGUUUCAUUGGCCGGUUAGGUGAUAAUGACGUCACCAUCUUUUUCUAUUUAUAUCCCUUCUGCAACCGACUCUGUUUCUACGCGUUCUCUCUGCCUCUCUCUCUCUCUUUGCUGUCAUCUACUCUCUCUCUCUCUAGCGAUCACGAUUCAAACUUUAAUUUUUGGAAAUUUACCUGUAAGAAGAUUUGAAGAAACUUAAAUGGGUCUCUGCGUAUCUGUUGGUCGAAGCGAGUGCGAUUCUUCGCCGACGGCGAAAAUUGUGACGGUUAACGGCGAUCUCCGGGAAUACAAUGUGCCGGUGUUAGCGUAUCAGGUUCUAGAAGCAGAAUCAAUGGCUUCUUCUUCUUCCUCGUCUUCGUCUCGGCCUUCUUCUUAUUUUCUAUGUAAUUCCGAUUCUCUCUACUACGACGAUUUCAUCCCGGCGAUCGAAUCGGAGGAGAUCCUUCAGGCGGGUCAAAUCUAUUUCGUUCUCCCGAUCUCUAAACGGCAGUAUCGUCUCACGGCGUCGGAUAUGGCGGCGCUCGCCGUGAAAGCUAGCGUCGCGAUCGAGAAAGCGGCGGGUAAGAAAAAUCGCCGUCGUAAUCGCGGAAGGAUUUCGCCUGUGAUGAUGCUGAAUCAGCCUAACGAUCGGAUCGUCGCCGUCAAUGGACUUUCAGGCGAAACGACGAUGAUGCAAAAGGGGAAGCUGUCGAAUAAAACGACGCCGUUUAAGACUAGUACAAGCGGUUAUUCCCGGUCUGGUUCGGUACGGAAAUUGAGAAGAUAUGCGUCUGGGAGAGCUAAGCUUGCGGCUAGAUCGAUUAAAAGACUCUCAACCAUCUACGAAGGAACUGUCUCUUAGAUUUCUUAAUAUAUACAGUUCAUUUUUUUGUUGUUGUUACGGAAAUGAUUGUGUAAUGUUACAAAUGAUGAUAAUAACACACUCUCUGUCGUUAAAAAAAAAAAAAA